Messenger RNA from Dacryopinax primogenitus, 2031 nucleotides. RefSeq lists its product as uncharacterized. Gene Ontology annotation, molecular function: metalloendopeptidase activity. NCBI's taxonomy places the organism in Eukaryota, Fungi, Basidiomycota, Dacrymycetes, Dacrymycetales, Dacrymycetaceae. The record is from RefSeq and is a predicted model, not a curated record. Gene Ontology annotation, biological process: protein quality control for misfolded or incompletely synthesized proteins; mitochondrial protein processing. The transcript is spliced from 4 exons. The coding region runs from base 70 to 2031 and encodes 653 amino acids. Gene Ontology annotation, cellular component: mitochondrial inner membrane.
CCGCCAUCCUCAUCCUCACCAUCGCACAUCCCAUCAAUCCUUUACCCACUCCUCACCGGGUGGGUCACCAUGCCCCUCACACAACCCAAUAACCCAUACUACACUUCCGCUCUCGCUUCUCUCUCAUACUCAGUCGCACGCACAAGACCCUGCCUCCCCAGAAGACUGCACAGCGUAUCCACUCCUCUCCUAGCAAACUCAGUCCGCUCCAUCUCCUCCUCUUCUCGCGCUCUCAUCCCCCCCAGGAGACUCCAUCUGACGACAAAAGAUCUCCUUGUGGGGAGUGGACUCCAGUUGACGGGAAAGGUAGCGUGGGAUAGUCAGAGGAAGUAUGCUUCUGCUCUCGUACUCCGUGUAGAAGGCAGCUCGAGAUGGUUCCACGCCAGUGGGGUACAACGCGCUCCUCCUCUCCUUUUCUGGCUAGUCGCAUUACUCAAAUCCUCAGCAGCCCUAAACACAGUAUCCACCGUCGCCCGUCUCACUCUCUCAAUCCUCCCCUGGGCCUGGUUCCGCGAACGCAUCGCCACGCGUGCGAUCCGCAUAGCCCAAGAACACCCAGAAGUGAUCACCCACCCGCGCUGGGCGGGUAUCGUCAGCCAGAACGCACGCUGGCUGGGGUUCCUCAGAUGGAGCGUCGGCAUCCUUGCUAUUACCCCUGUGGCACUUAUCGCUGUCACGUGUAUCGCUAGUACCGAGAGGACGCCGAUAUCUGGCCGAUGGAGGAUGAUAAUGCUCUCUCCAGAAGAGGAGGAAAAGAUCCACGCCGACCUGCGCGGUUAUGGCUGGUACACCUCCGUCCUAAAACAAAUGACGGACGCCUCUCCCACAGGAUCCAUGCCCAGGAUCCUCAAUCCCUCAGACUGGCGCUGGCGCUGGGUAGAAGAAACCCUCCGCCGGCUAGAAGCGGGGAUAAACAUCCUCCCCGCGAGCGCUUCUGACCCCCCGAGCGCAGCGGCCGAGAAGUACUAUUCCUCCUCUCACACUGGCCCCGUUCCUCCGCCAGCAAAGUAUCCCCUCCUCCCCCGGCCUAGGAUCUCGCAGCUCGUACACUCCCUCCCUCCCUCGUUAGACACCCACGAGCCAGCAACGGAACACCGCCGUGCACAGGAUCCCCCGGGUCACGCACAUCAUCUUUCCCCCCAUGCACAGCUCGGACCGCCAUACAACGUCCUCAUUGUCGAUAAGCCGGAGUGUAACGCCUUGUCCCAUGGGUACGGGCCCGCAGGAGCGGGGGGGAUCGUACUCUACACAGGGUUCCUAGAGGAGAUCCUACGGCACGCACCUACGCCUCCCCGCACGCAGAAUCAAAAUCAAAAUCAGACCCAAUCCCUGUGGACUUCCCUCCUCCACACCCUCUCCCCCCCCUCCCCAGCCCCCCGCACCUCCCCCACCCAAUCCCAAACGGAAGACCUAGCCGUCGUCCUAGCCCACGAGCUCUCCCACCUCAUCCUCUCACACCACCUCGAAUCCCUCUCCUCUUCGCUAAUCGUAACCCCCACACUCCUCAGUAUGGUGGGAGACGUAGGCCGCACACUUAUCUUCCCGCUGACGAUGUUCUUUGGCCCGUUUUUGAAUGAUGCUGUGGGGAGGAUGGUACGCGUUGGAAGGGAGAGGGUGGAGAGGAAGCAGGCGGAGUGUACGACGAGGGUUUUGGAGGUCGAGGCGGAUGCGGUGUCGGCUAGGCUCCUAGCAUACGCAGGGUACGACCCCCGCUGCGCGAUCAGGUUCUGGGAAUCGAGGUUAGGGUCGGAUGAUUUGAGCUGUAGCGGGGGGGUUGGGCAGGGGGCAGGGGGAGAAGCUCAACCCGAAUCAGGGGCAAGCGCAGACUGUGGACCGAACACUAUCCCAAGCGCAAUCGCAAGUGCAAUCGCAAGUGCAAGCGCGUUCCCCCCAAGCUCAACCCCAAGUUCAACCCCAAUCCCAAACCCAUCUCAACACCCCCUCCCCCUCCCAGGCCAACCCCGACCCGCGAAAACACGGGUUCGAGGGGAAAGACCACCCGCUGAGCGAGGAGAGACUGGUGGAGCUUAA